Molecule: messenger RNA, 1044 nt
Organism: Dichotomopilus funicola
Lineage: Eukaryota; Fungi; Ascomycota; Sordariomycetes; Sordariales; Chaetomiaceae
Product: NAD binding domain of 6-phosphogluconate dehydrogenase-domain-containing protein
Exons: 3
Coding region: 1-1044 (347 amino acids)
Biological process (GO): L-valine catabolic process
Cellular component (GO): mitochondrion
Molecular function (GO): NAD binding; 3-hydroxyisobutyrate dehydrogenase activity; NADP binding
Source: RefSeq, a predicted model, not a curated record
AUGAAGAGCGCUGCCAGACUGUGUCAGAAUGUUUACCGGCCGCGGCUGUGCAGGGCGUUCUCGUCCUCACCGCGGCGGCUGGAUAACUAUGCCUUCAUUGGCUUAGGUCAGAUGGGAUACCAGAUGGCACGCAACCUUCAAGCCAAGCUACCACCAACUGACACCGUCCGUGUGUUUGACAUCAACAAGGCCGCUGUGGAUAAAUUGGUGCAUGAGAUGAAAACGCAGCAGGCCGGUGGUGCGGUUGGCGUAGCAGCUACGGAUGCUGGCAAUGCGGCUAAAGAUGCGGACACAGUAAUCACCUGCCUACCGGAGCCGAAGCACGUCAAGGCAACAUAUGGUGAUAUUCUCUCCACGGUUGCCAAGUCGCAAAACGGACAGCCUUCCCCUCGGUCACAGCCGCGGUUAUUCAUCGACUGCUCGACGAUUGAUCCUACCUCGUCGCGCGCGGUCGCCGAGACCGUUUCUGCCGCGUUCCCUGGCGGUAGUGGCCACUUUGUCGACGCUCCCAUGUCAGGCGGCGUUGUCGGGGCCACGGCGGGAACCCUCACCUUCAUGCUCGGGGCGCAAGAGAACCUCUUCCCCCGGAUCGAGCCGAUCCUUCUACGGAUGGGCAAACGCGUCCUUCAUUGCGGGCCUCAGGGCGCGGGGCUCUCUGCCAAGCUCGCCAACAAUUACCUCCUCGCGAUCGAAAACAUUGCGACCGCGGAAGCCAUGAAUCUCGGCGUCAAGUGGGGUCUUGACCCCAAGGUCCUCGCCAGUGUGAUUAAUGUCAGUACGGGCAAAUGUUGGCCAAGCGAGGUCAACAACCCCGUACCGGGCGUGGUCGAAGCUGCGCCGGCGGGUCGGGACUACGCGGGCGGGUUUGGCAUCGGCUUGAUGAGGAAGGACCUACGGCUCGCGAUACUCGCGGCCAAGGAGGCGGGCGCUGAGCUACCCUUGGCAGAGAAGGCAUCGCGUGUGUAUGAGGACGCCGAGGCGGAAGAAAGGUGUAAAGGCCGUGACUUUUCUGUCGUGUACCGGUGGUUGGGCGGGAAGGAGUAA